AUUAUGCUGGAGUGUUUACAAAUUUCAUAGGAAGUCAAUGUUUGUAAAUUUCAUUUUAAUUUGUUAUGCCUACUAUUGUUAUUAGUCGUUUUGUUGCCUGUAAAUUCUGUUAUAGAUCUAGUAGCAAGAUGAACCAAACAUUUAAGUGGAAUUGAAUCAAUGAUAAACAGCUCAUGGCAACUGUUUUGUGAAAUGGAUCGUAUUUCAUCUCAAAGAGAUUUUGAUUUUUUGGCCGAAUUCCAACAUGCCAGUGCUAAUUUCCUGUCUAACCCGAUCUCGGCGGAGCAAUCGAUUCCUGCUUUUGCUAACCCAGGUCCCAUGAGCUCACCUGGACAGGUAGAGUUCCGAUCCCUGUCUGCUUUCACCCACCCCCUGGGGACCCAGUACUCAAGCAGCUAUGAACUUGGUGUUGCCGACAGAUACCAGACGCCCAGCUACACCUCCACUUUCAUUGUUGACGACGCUUUCUCGCCACUAUGUCAGCUGCCAGGCCACCCACUGGGUCAGCAGUAUCCAGUGUCUUUGCCGAGUCCGACGUCACCGAUGCUCCCGCCAAAGCACAGUUCUCAGUCCUCGCCCAUGAUCAAAGUGCAGAGACAGAGCCCACAGCUCUCUCACCUACAGAGCAAGAUGACCUCAUUGUCAAGUGUCCCUUCAUUGAGCCCACAAAAUCCUUCCAUUUUUAGUUCUCAGAACUCCCCUCUUUAUAAUUCACCCCUAAGCAAUGCUAGUUAUCCACUUUCUUCAAAUCAGUGCUCCCAGCGCAACGACCCACCAUUGGGCAAUAUGCACAUGUCAAUGAUCAGCAGCUCAUUUAGUCCACACCCAUACAGCUCUCAAGCAACCUCUUCACUGUCCUCCCACAGAGUGCCCAGUAGCAAAGUUGGGACAAGGGAGGAUAACUCUUAUGUAAACCACCAAAGGGCAGUUCAGCAAAGAGAUUCUAAAAUCAGUGGAAAAAGUCAAAAUCCAGCUAGUCACUAUUCCCCUUCAGCAAUAUCCCCUCACCAAGCAUCAUCAUCAUCUUCUAGUCAACAAGCUAGAUAUCAGUUAAACGGAUCUCAGAGAAUGUCCCAGACAAUGGCUGGGAUGUCCGCUCCCCUACCAAGUCAAACUGCAAUGUCUUCAAGCUACCCGCACCACCGCACUAGUCAGAGCAGACCUGCAGCCAGCGCUUCAUCCAGUGCCGCCCACAACUCCACUCACCGUCCCAUGGCUAAACACUCACCUUUACCUUUAGAAACACUUAGAAAAGCUGUCAGAGACAUGUCUAGCUAUUCACCCCAAUCUUUAACAGCUAAUGCAAAUACUACUUCACCUUAUGAUAGGAGAGACCUUACAAAUGGGAGUGGGUGUGACCCAUAUGCUUAUAAUGCUUUUUCCAUAUUUUCAUUAAAUGGCCACCAAUCAAAUCCUUCGCAGGGUAGGGGGGUGCCAGCAGGAGGACGGGGGAGGGGCAGUGAGUUGAUGAACCCAGCCCAGUGGUACAAAAGCCCUGAGUCCUCCUACCAGUCUGACAUAGAAGCCAUGCAAGCAGAUGCUGCUGAAAGCAAUAUGAACUCACACUUGAGAAAAUCUGCUGCAAAUGCCAGUUUAGACGAGAAGCCAAUUGUGUCUCACGUGGGGGUAGAGAAAAAAUCUGGAAUCAGCGCAUCAAAGGCAGCAGCAUUGGCAGCUAUACAGAAGGAGCAGGAGAUGGUGGAUAGCAUCAACAAAGCUAAAAUUCCCAAACCCAACCCCCCAUCCACAAAUACGAAUAAUUCAGUGCCACUCAAAUCUUCUGAGGGGAAUAAACAACCUGCUAGAGGUGUUCCAGAAAUUUCAAACCAAGUUUCAAGUCAAAAUAAAAACUCUAAUACAAAUACCUUUAGUUCUUCUAAUGGCCAAAGCGUGGGGCAAGUCAGAAAUACUACGACCUCACUCCCUAAUUCAGGCUCUACUCCUUUGUCUAAUGGGAACAAGACAUCAAGACCAGCCUCACAAAAUAGUUUGUCUGCAAUCUUGAGCGGUGAUUCUUUUUCUGAUGCAGUCAUUAAUCCUCAAACUAAUAGAAGCAUGACAACCUCCAUUAAGACUAGGCCAUCAAAUUCACUGCAUUCAGAUACUGACGGAUCACAAGCCAUGUCUAUAUGCCAACCUACUGAGUGGCAGAAAACCCAUAACAUUGGUCAUGUAGAAUCUAACUCCUCUAGAAGCAGUAGUGAUGGACCGAAACCAGAUGACGCACAGUCCCAGGCCAGCAGUCAUUCAGACAGAAAGACACUAGCGGCCAGAGAAAAGGUCUUUAACAUGUGGAAAGCUGGUCAGGUUGUGGGGAGGUCUCCAGUGGUGGGGAGAGGAAAAACCAAAGGUAGUCUGUCCACCUCACCUGUCAGGCUUCCACCCAAUCCACAGGCACCUGCAGUGGUCAACCACCACAGCCCAGCUCGUCCAGGGCCACAAGAUAACAGAAACAUGGAGUGUAGUCCGCAGAAUAAUAAUAGAACUGGCGUACAGAAUAUGGCUUUGAAAAACAUGCGUUAUGUUAUGUUCCAUGGUCACAAGUUAAUAUGCCUGAUUUCCUGCAAUGAAUCUGUCCUGUUGUUCUGUCAGUUCCAGUUUGAGUGCUUCCCUGAUAAGGGGAUGGGCAGUAUAAACAACUGCAUUGACCGCGCAUUAAGGAUCAAGAAGAAGUGCUUAGACCACCCAGAUAAAGAAAGAAUUAUAGCAUUUCUCAAACAGAAUGGGUACAGUGUGUCCAACUCUGUACAGACAAUAAACUUGGACGACGCCAGGCGAGUUUAUCACCACAUGUAUAAGAUAACAUCCUGCUCACCCGCUACGUGUGUUGUUGAGCUCUCGGAACACACAGUUGACCUCGACACCGUGAAAUUACCAUCUAGGAAGCGAGCCCUGGCCAGAGAGAUGAUGAUGGGGGUGAAGAAAGAAAAGUCAUCUGAUGACACCAGCUAUGGGAGAUAUUCUCCAAAGUCCAGCCGCAUGUCUCCUGUGGGGGCCCAGCACUGGCAGAGUGGCAUCGAGGACCUCACCAGAAGUCUGGUGAACCCAUCAGACUCCACACUGACAGCAUCCGCAGCUCCUGAGGAUACAUUAAGCCUAGGGAGUGAUCAUACGGAGGUGUAUGGGCAAAGUAAAGAUUUGGAUCGCACGCAGGAUGUCAUUCUUGUUGAAGCUAUUGAGGAUCCUUAUAAAAUAACAUGGACACCUGACACCCCAAAAACUGGAGGUCUCUGCAACACCAUGGUCGGGCAGCUGAGGUCAUAUCGCCAUCAAGGUGAAAAUUACCUGGUCGUAGAAGACCUCUGUAAGAUAUUUACUUCCUCUGAAUUCUACGACAGCGUGGAGAAAGAAAAUAUAAUCCUGUACAGCUGCUGCCCUGAGAUCGCAUCUUUCCUAAGCUCUAUCCACUCUAGUCACCCCCCACUCAAGUCUCUGAGACAGAGCCUGGUCAAAGAAAAAGACAUAGGGGUCCACAUAACUGAUGACAACUAUCUCAGUUCCUCUUCUGAACUUGGUGCUGCAGGAAAAGGUUUGGCUAAAAUCUGCAAGCAAGAGAUAUUAGAGCACUACGCCAGCUCACCAAAGAGGAGGCGCCUGGACACGUCAGAGGGUGAGGAAGACAUGGAUGAGAGUUUGGGAACAGCUGCCAUUGAAACCAAUGUAGAAUCUUUACCAGCUGUUCAACAAGCUGACAUCCAGGAUGGUGGGGAGAAAGAGAAUGUCCCCUUUACUAUUUCCACAUCCCUUUCAUUUACUUCAGAUGUUACUGAUAUUUUAGAUAAAAAUACAGAAUCAAGAGAGGUGGAUGAUUCUCAGAAUGAAGUUAGUGAACAGGGAUCAAAGACAGACGAAGAUGGCAGUGUGCUUUCUACCGUUGCACUCACAGAGUUUAGUGCAGAUCCUGAUCUGAAUUUUAACAAUGCUUCUUUUGUGCCCCCAAGCAGUUUAAGAGAGGUAUUAAGUUUGUCAUCAAUAGUUAGUAAACAUAUUUCAUCAAGGGCUGCAAAUAAUCAUGUACAGAAUACAACAGAGGAAACACAAGAAAGGGAGACAACACAUGAAAGUAACUCACUACAAACAGUAACAGUAGAAAACAAUGAAACCAACCCCAUUUUAUUAAAAGAGGGUGAACCCCAAUCCCCUUAUGCACAAUCUACUGAUACUUUUAGUGAAGGAGCUGAUGUCCAGGUUUCAUCAGUUGUAACUUGCUACGCCACUGAAACAAGUUCAGUCAUCAAGGAUCCGUCUGCUUGUCUAAACUCUGACGAGACCAAUGAUGAAGAUUCAGAAAUACCUUUAACCACAGCAGGUGAAUCCUCGCUUGGGAUGGACACAGCUAGCUUAUGCAACGGUGAUCACAGUGCUAGAAACCAGGAUUUAGAAGAUAAUAAUUCUAUGCAGACCUCCAGCAAUGAUGCAACAAGUUUAGACAUAAAUCCUGAUCAUCCUAUUCCAGAGGGAGAGACAUCAGACCAAACUUUUAGCAGCCAAUUACAACAUUUAAACAUGCCACCAUCAGAUGAAGCUUCACCGCCUGACAAUACCUUAACAUUGGAACACAAUAUACCUGAUGAAGAAAAUGAAUCUAUUAUCUCUAAACUUGAAACCCUAUCAAAUGAAAUUUCAGCAGCUAAUGAUUGUGAAGACACUGGGAAAAGCCAAGCUUCCACUAGUGUGUCUCAGCUCAGUGUAGAAUCCAGUUGUUCUACGUUUGUUGAGAGGCUGAAGAAAAGGCUGGCAAAACGUCCAGAGAACUCAGACUCGAGGGCUGCUCUGCCAUCUACUUCUGCAACAUCCACAGUAACCCAGGCGUCUAGACCUGCUGCAGCACCGCGGUUCAGAUCUUUUGAUGAUCUUGAACUGAUGACUUCUACAAGUAAAGAUCCUUUGGCGGCAGCACCAGGGAGUGAGACCAGCUGUAGAAAAGAGUUGCUCGCAGGAUUUUCUAAGUUGAGAAAUCAAAAUAAAGCUCUGAUAAAUAUCUUGCACAUAUUGAGGAAAGAACUUGCAAUCACCAAAGAGAGCAAAGAAAAGCUGGAAAAGGAUUUAGAAAAAUGUGAACAUACAAUUAGCUACAUGACCAGAUCCUUUAGCUGUGAGAAGGAACCUACCAUAGUUAUUGAUGAUGAUGAUUAAUCCAACUUGACAUGCUGUUAAGUCUUGACUACAUGAUGGGACAGAACUGCCGCCAAGACGUGCAUACUGGCAACUUGUUGCUAAAUCUGACUACCUCACUGUAAACACAGUUUGUUUACACUGUUUAAGAAUAUUUAUACCAGUGUUGUUUUUUUGUGAGAGGGUGGGGGGAAAAGUGGGGAAAUAAACAUAAAUAUAUGAUAUUUUAUUUAACAGAUGCAAGAAAAAAUGAUUUUUAUAAGAAUAAUAUAAAAUGAGUGAAAAAAAGGUUUGAACUGAGUAAUGACAAGAAUUUGUGGUAUGAAAUUUAGAAUCAUUGUCCAUGAAUCUUCCAGGCAAUCAUCCUUAUUUUUUUUGUUCUGUGAUUUUUAUUUAAUGCUUUAAAUGCAAUUUUUACUUUAAUACGUUGGAUAAUUUUAGAUUUUUAUUCUAAUACAAUAUGUACCCUUAGAAAAUACUUUUUUUAAAUAUGAAGUAAGGGAUCAUCCAUUUAUGAGGUCCCCUUCUCCCUCCCCUGGAUGUGGAAAUCCACAAAUUUGAUAUGACAGUCUUCACAAAAAGUACUUCCCGCAUACUUUAAUACCAUGUAAUGUGUAUGUGUGCUUUGCAUUUAAAAUAGGUUCUAGAAUGUAGUGAGAAAAACUAAAAAUUU
This is a messenger RNA of Physella acuta, 5788 nucleotides long. RefSeq lists its product as uncharacterized. Lineage: Eukaryota; Metazoa; Mollusca; Gastropoda; Physidae. The record is from RefSeq and is a predicted model, not a curated record.